CGACGGUAGUAGUUGGCGGUUGCGUGGCUGUGCCGAUGCCAGUGCGCCUUUCGCAGCGGAAACUCUGCGUGCUUUUUGGGACGCGUUCCACCGCGUCGAGGUAUUCUGCCCGGCUCGAGGGACAUCGCGGAGACGAGAGAGCGAAGAUCGCUCGGUAUCACCUGGCGGCACCUCCACCACCACCACCACCACCACCAGCAGCUGAUCGCAACCCCGGUGGCUGAUGAGAUAUCCGCGCGUUCGAGCAAGAUGAAACUCGAAGAGAUGGAGCGCGAGAAGACUUUGGGAAGGCUCGCGAGGAGGGACGGAGUGAGCUCGGUCGAGCGAGGAGGGAAUUGAUCGAUCCGAUCGAUCGAUUGCGCGGUCGAGGAUCGAUCGAUAUUUCUGUGGGACGAAGAGGGUGGCCGAGUGGACGGCUGGUGGAGCCGUGUGAGCGUUUGCACGCGGAUGCUGGGUCCGAUUCGUGGUGCGCCGACCAGCAGCCGCGUAUGUGUGUGUGCCGUGUGCACGGGAGAUGUACGACAACGCAUAGACCGUUACCGCGAUACGUCGGUGUCGUGCCGCGCGAUUCUUCGUUGGUUUCGGUGCGCGGUGUUCGUGGCCGAAAGUCUAACGUGCUACACUUGCGUCAACGUCAGCGAUAACCAGAUGUGCAACGAAUGGGCGAUAGAUACACCGUGUCCGGCGGGCGGCCGGGACUUUUGCAGAUCGCUGCACAUUUUGGACAGCCGAGGGAAUAGCGUGUUGGUGAGCAAGAGCUGUGUGAGCAGCGCGGAAUGCGGCCCCGCCUCCGUCGGUUGCAUCCCGGUGGACACGCAGCAGAUCUGCAUAAGUUGCUGCGACCUGAGCUACUGCAACAUCGAGUCGCCGACCAACUCCACCAACGCCAUUUUCUCGCGCAAACGGCGCGCCAAAUCGAAGUCGAAACGCAAACGACCCGGUAGGAACGGGGUCGAGGGCAACCGGUUCUACGGGGGUGGCGGCGCGCUCUGGCUCCUGGCCUCACUCUUCUAUGCAUAUCAUUGCUGAGGAACCAGCAACGCGGAAGAAUUCUAGUUAGAAGACACGCGCACCAGGCAGCUCGGGAAAUGAUCUUUCUUCUUCUCCUACGAGUUUCGCGGGACGUGAAUUGAAAUUAUCUCGCGUUUCCCGCGAGAUCUGUCUGUUUCUCUAGUCGAACGGAACGAUCCUAUAUAUAUAUAUAUAUCCUUGUACAUUCUCUCGACUGAUAGCAUAUCCAUUUUUCCUUUCUUCUUCUUUUUUUUUUUUCAUCAUCAUCAUCAUCUCUACAUUCUCUCGUGUUAUUCGUGAUACUAUCGCGAAGCUUUGGAAAAUCUUUGCCCUAAAGAUUUCCACCGUUUCGUCUAUCCCUAUCGACCACGCGGAAUAAAUUGCGGGAAACGAUAUUAUAUAUCGACGACGAACGAUCGAGUAUUCUUACGGCGUAAGAUAGUGAAAUUAGGAGUCUGUUCGUCUUCUAUUUCCUUCGUUAACCGAUCCGAGUUCCGAUCCCCUAACGAAGGGGAGGAGGGUUUGUCGCUCAGGAUCAAGCUUCCGACAAAUCCUGCGCUGUCUGAAUAGUAUGUAUAGUAUAACCGAGGGCCGAUUCAAAGACUCUCAGUGAUGGAAAAAGGAAUUGUUCUCUUCUCGUAGUAGCGUAGUUGCUAUGCCUUGUUAGAAAACGAAGAAGAAAAAAAAAAAAGAAAAGAAAAGAAAAGAAAAGAAAAGGAAAAAAAGAAAAAAUAAUAAUAAAUAAAUGAAUUAAAAAUGGAACGAAAGAUAUACAUAUAUAUAUAUAUAUAUAUAUACACACACGCGCGCGCGGAAGAAAUUAAGACGUGAAUACGAGUUCAUGGAUUAAACGAUCGAUGAACUUUCAUCGUGUUAUAAUAUACUUUCUACAGAGUUGCAGUGCCAAACGAGAGAAACGAAGAAAAUCAAAUACCUUCCAUGCAACUAAUUUUAACGCACACGGGCAUUUCAUUUUCGAUCGAACAGUGAAUACCGAUACAUAAAAGUGGAAAAGUCCGUAUUGUUUUCGCGUUUUAAAGGCCCUGGUUCGACACGCGGAAUUUCAUUUCGGCUCCUCUCGAGGAGGGGUGGAAGAGGGAAAGGGAGAGAGAGAGAGAGAGAGAGAGA
Messenger RNA from Apis laboriosa (Himalayan honeybee), 2139 nucleotides. RefSeq lists its product as uncharacterized. The transcript has 5 exons. The record is from RefSeq and is a predicted model, not a curated record. Gene Ontology annotation, molecular function: acetylcholine receptor regulator activity. Lineage: Eukaryota; Metazoa; Arthropoda; Insecta; Hymenoptera; Apidae. Bases 448 to 1029 code for a protein of 193 amino acids.